This is a messenger RNA of Stomoxys calcitrans (stable fly), 524 nucleotides long. RefSeq names its product small nuclear ribonucleoprotein F (gene SmF). Bases 102 to 368 code for a protein of 88 amino acids. Gene Ontology annotation, biological process: spliceosomal snRNP assembly; mRNA splicing, via spliceosome. Gene Ontology annotation, molecular function: RNA binding. The record is from RefSeq and is a predicted model, not a curated record. The transcript is spliced from 2 exons. Gene Ontology annotation, cellular component: catalytic step 2 spliceosome; U1 snRNP. NCBI's taxonomy places the organism in Eukaryota, Metazoa, Arthropoda, Insecta, Diptera, Muscidae.
CAGUUACAAAAAACGUGUGGCAGUGUUCUCUUCUCGAGCGUGUUUAUAGCCGGGUAAUUUUUGUUUUGUGUUUUAGCAAAUAAUAGAAUUAUAUUGUAACCAUGUCUGCUGCUAUGCCAAUAAAUCCCAAACCAUUUCUUAAUGGUUUAACGGGUAAAGCAGUUAUAAUUAAACUCAAGUGGGGACAUGAAUACAAAGGCUAUCUGGUGUCAGUUGAUGGAUACAUGAACAUGCAAUUGGCCAAUACUGAGGAACACAUUGAUGGACAAGUUACUGGUAACUUGGGAGAAGUUCUUAUACGUUGCAAUAACGUCCUGUAUAUUAAAGGUGUCGAUGACGAGGAUGAAGAAGGCGAAAUGAGAGACUAAGCUCAUCGACAUUAACUAUGCUCCAUAAUCUAGUUUGUAAUAUACAAAUUUCCCGCUAAUGUAUAGAAAACCAAAUCCACUUUUGUAUCUUGUAAGUCAAAAUUACAUUUCUAACAAAUAAAGAUCGAUUGAAAUGUAUGAAUAGUAAAGAAAAUA